AUGGAAGGUGGUAAUUCAAUUAUUUACGGACUUGAGCACCAGACUAGAGCUCUAUCCCCUCAAUAUGCGGAGAGUGACGCGAUAAGAUUCUUCAUAGGAACUCAAAGCCUUAAACCGAACAGCAACCAAGUUCAUGUAGUUGAACUCGAAGAAGACACGGGCGAGCUACAUACUAAGGUUUUCAAACAUGAUAUCGGUGAGAUAUGGCAUCUCCGCUGUUCACCUCAUGAUGCAGCGAUUCUCAUCACUACACACAAUACAUAUAACUCGGACACAAGUCAAUGUUCGAUGGGUGUGUCAAUAUUUAGACUACCUACUACUGAGGUCAUUCCAAAGGAUUUAGACGCCAUGACCAUAAUGAAUAACAGGAAUGCUGAAGACAUGGAACUACUCAAAACCAUGAGUCCAGAGAAACCCGAAGAGGAAAUAAGAUGUGCUGAAUGGCAUCCAAUGGAUAUGAAUCGGAUUGGUAUAGUGUUGGACAAUUACGUCAGCAUUAGAGAUACUAGUACGGGUGAACAAGUGGGACGAGUGGCGCCGGAGGGCAGAAGUAGGCUUAAAUUUAGCGGAGGAAAGUGGAGUCCGCAAGGACAAAACCAGUUUGCAGUACUUCAAGACACACAUAUAAAGUGUUUCGAUACUCGAACCGAUUGUUCCAAAGCCGCCUGGAACAUUGACGGUGCUCACAGACAACUGGCCAGAGAUCUAGACUUUAAUCCUAAUAGACAGUUCCACCUAGCAAGUGCUGGUGAUGACGCUGCGUUGAACAUCUGGGACUAUAGGAACGGGAAGGAGCCGAUAUUCACUAGGACUGAUCAUUCACAUUGGGUAUGGACAGUUCGUUACAACACGUACCACGAACAGCUUCUACUGACUGGUAGUUCAGACGCGCGCGCUCUCCUCACGUCAGCGGCGAGCGUGUGUGAUGAUGAAGAAGGGCUCAGGAUCAGCCAAGUGUUAGAAGAUGGUGUCUUACAAUCCUACGAACAGCAUGAGGACUCAGUAUAUUGUGCUGAAUGGAGCGCCGCGGAGCCCUGGAGCUUCGCCUCUCUCAGCUACGACGCCAGACUCGUUAUAUCAAGAGUGCCCUUGCAUUUUAAAUAUAAGAUACUAUUGUAA
Danaus chrysippus (African queen) is the source of this 1119-nucleotide messenger RNA. Lineage: Eukaryota; Metazoa; Arthropoda; Insecta; Lepidoptera; Nymphalidae. The record is from the annotation of a GenBank genome assembly.